AUGCCUAUCAUCGUACUACAGCCGCCGCCUCCGGGUCCUCACGUCCGCGAUAGACCGAAGACGCGUCGACGCUCUGCGACGGCCAGCGGUGCCGAGAUCAAGACAGCUGCUUCUCUCGAUACUUUAACUCCAACCCUCCAAAGUCUGCAUGAAGCAGGGCCACUCGACCAGCAAGAAAGCCUCGAAGGUGUUGAAGAGGCCCUAGCAGCUUUGGAAGAAGGAGCCAAGCUUUUGACAGGUGACUGCGACUCAAGCAGAAUUCUCCAACGUCCUAGAUCUGGCACGAUAGCUGGCCUUGUCGAGCCAUCGAGUAGAAGAUUUAGUACACAAGCGGAGGACUUCCCUUCUAGUCCUUGCACCUAUUCCGAUCCUUUGAACUCCUCUCAACACUCCCGAGCUGAAAGCUUCUCGAGCGACCUGAGCGUGCCGAGCUCGAUGAGCUCUGCGACCACACUUCCGCGGCUAGCAGCUGCGGAGGACCAAUCGGAACACAUCUUGAUCGAUGCCCCCGACGGCGGACAGCUAACUCCUACUGCUGCCGGCUACUUUACGAAGGAGCAAGAAGAGAAGAUUGACGAGCUAAAAGAGCUGGCUGACGAGCAAACUCGCGGUUUGGUCCGUCUGGCAGCUGUCGAUGAAGAUCUGUUUUACGUGAGUAUUGCAGGCGUCCCUAUGAUGAAGUGUUCUGACUGACCACGAUCACGCUUCGAGAUCAGGUGUAUGCUGCACUUCUCGAGGUGAGUCAAUUCAAUCUGACGAUGCACUUCUCCAACCGCCGCUGCGCUCACCAUCUUGGCCUCACUCACUACAGGAACGUGAUCGACUUGCUUCGUAUCUCCUCUGA
Ceraceosorus bombacis is the source of this 844-nucleotide messenger RNA. The record is from the annotation of a GenBank genome assembly. NCBI's taxonomy places the organism in Eukaryota, Fungi, Basidiomycota, Exobasidiomycetes, Ceraceosorales, Ceraceosoraceae.